Messenger RNA from Gavialis gangeticus (Gharial), 3064 nucleotides. It is a transcript of the gene TBCK, whose product is annotated as TBC1 domain containing kinase. Gene Ontology annotation, molecular function: ATP binding; GTPase activator activity; protein kinase activity. The record is from RefSeq and is a predicted model, not a curated record. Gene Ontology annotation, biological process: protein phosphorylation; activation of GTPase activity. The coding region runs from base 298 to 2979 and encodes 893 amino acids. The transcript has 26 exons. Lineage: Eukaryota; Metazoa; Chordata; Crocodylia; Gavialidae.
AAUAGAAAACUUUUUUUGUUCAAACAUCAGGUUUAAGUGUGUUGAUUUAGCCAUCAUUAGUUUAGCACAACCUACAUAUCCAAAAAAAUUGAAAGCACAUGUUCAGAGCUGACGUGCGUCCAUCCUUACUUCAGUGUAGAAGGACACCUUGAGAUUUCAGUUGGAACCUACUGUUGGGAAUACAACUUUAAUCAAAGUGAGGAAUUCACCAAGGGAAGAUAGGAAGACCAUGCUGAUAAUCUUUUGCUGUGAACAAGGAACAUACUUGCUUGGAAGGAUUUAAAGAAAGAACAAAAAAUGUUCCCCUUGAAGGAUGCUGAGAUGGGUGCUUCCACCUUCUUUGCCUCAGCUCUCCCACAUGACAUUUGCGGAAGCAAUGGUCUUCCUUUGACACCCAACUCCAUCAAAAUUUUGGGGCGCUUCCAAAUUCUUAAGACAAUCAUUCAUCCCAGACUUUGUCAGUAUGUGGACAUUACUAGAGGAAAACAUGAGAGGCUGGUGGUGGCAGCUGAACACUGUGAAAAGAGUUUGGAAGAUUUGCUACGAGACGGGAAACCUGUGAGCUGUUCAAGGAUCUUAUGCAUAGCAUUUGAGGCAUUGCAAGGCUUGCAAUAUAUGAACAAAUAUGGAAUGGUUCACCGAGCACUCUCCCCUCGCAAUAUCCUCUUGGAUCGAAAGGGACAUGUUAAAUUGGCCAAAUUUGGACUGUAUCAUAUGACAGCUCAUGGUGUGGAUGUUGAUUUCCCUAUAGGGUACCCAUCAUAUUUGGCACCUGAAGUUAUUGCUCAGGGGAUAGUCAAACCAAGUGAUCAUACUCAGUGUGAGAAGCCUCUACCCUCUGGCCCUAAAUCAGAUGUGUGGUCCAUUGGUAUUAUAUUAUUUGAGCUUUGUAUGGGGAGAAAACUGUUCCAGACCUUGGAAAUAGAUCAAAGACUAAAACUAAUACUUACUUUAGGCUGUGUGGAUGACAUUGUAACCGUAUUAGCUGAAGAACAUGGCUGCCUGGACGUUAUUAAGACCCUCCCUGAAAAUGUUGUGUCUUUACUGAAGAAAUGCCUUACAUUUCAACCUUCCAAGAGACCUACUCCUGAUGAAUUGCUGUGUGACAGUAUAUUCAGUGAAGUGUCCUCUUCGUAUGAACCCUUCCAUAAAGCUGCCAGUCUGUUUUCAUCCUCUUUGAGAUGUGCUAAUCUAACACUUCCUGAGGACAUCAGUCAGCUGUGUAAAGAUGAAGACUGUGAUUACCUAGCAGAAAGAUCAAUUGAAGAGGUUUAUCAUCUCUGGUGCUUGGCUGGAGGAGACUUGGAGAAAGAACUUGUCAACAAGGAAAUCAUCAGAUCAAAGCCACCCAUCUGUACACUCCCCAAUUUUUUGUUAGAGGAUGGUGAGAGUUUUGGACAAGGACGAGAUAGAAGUUCCCUUCUUGAUGACACAACUGUGACACUGUCACUGUACCAACUGAGAAAUAGGCUAAAAGAUGUGGGUGGGGAAGCAUUUUAUCCGCUGCUUGAAGAUGACCAGUCAAAUUUACCUCAUUCAAAUAGUAAUAAUGAGCUGUCUGCAGCUGCCAAUCUUCCUCUGAUCAUCCGAGAGAGGGACACAGAGUACCAGCUAAACAGAAUCAUCCUUUUUGACAGGUUACUGAAGGCCUAUCCAUACAAAAAAAAUCAAAUCUGGAAAGAAGCCAGGGUUGACAUUCCUCCACUUCUGAGAGGCUUAACCUGGGCUGCCCUCCUGGGGGUUGAGGGUGCCAUUCAAGCAAGGUAUGAUGCUAUUGAUAAGGACACUCCAAUUCCUACAGAUCGACAAAUUGAAGUUGAUAUUCCUCGAUGUCAUCAGUACGAUGAGUUGCUGUCAUCACCAGAGGGCCAUGCAAAGUUUAGACAUGUAUUGAAGGCAUGGGUUGUAUCCCAUCCUGAUCUUGUGUACUGGCAAGGUCUAGAUUCUCUUUGUGCACCAUUCCUGUACUUGAAUUUUAACAAUGAAGCUCUGGCCUAUGCCUGCAUGUCAGCUUUUAUUCCCAAGUACCUGUAUAACUUCUUCUUGAAGGAUAACUCUCAUGUUAUUCAAGAGUACCUGACAGUGUUUUCCCAGAUGAUUGCGUUCCAUGACCCAGAGCUGAGUAACCAUCUCAAUGAAAUUGGCUUCAUUCCAGAUCUGUAUGCUAUUCCUUGGUUUCUCACAAUGUUUACACAUGUCUUUCCUUUGCACAAAAUUUUUCACCUUUGGGAUACCUUACUUCUUGGGAAUUCUUCCUUUCCAUUCUGCAUUGGAGUGGCUAUCCUACAGCAGCUGAGGGACCGGCUUCUGGCUAAUGGGUUCAAUGAAUGCAUUCUACUCUUUUCAGACUUGCCAGAAAUCGACAUUGAACGUUGUGUCCGUGAGUCAAUCAAUCUCUUCUGCUGGACUCCUAAGAGUGCUACAUACAGGCAAUAUGCACAGCCUCCAAAGCAAGCCAAUGAGAGCAAUGGUACAAGAGGUUCUAUGUCUUGCUUUUCAGCAGAGUAUCAGGAUACACCUAAAAGUGAUCUGUCUAGGGACCCUAUCAAGUUGGAUGAUCUGAAGGCAGAGGUAUCACCACGGAUAUCAGCAGAAGAUCUGAUUGAUUUAUGUGAACUGACUGGACCCAGCCAUUUCAAAACACCUACCAAAAAAGCCAAAUCUAGCAAGCCAAAACUGCUGGUGGUUGAUAUCCGUAACAGUGAAGACUUUAACCGUGGCCACAUUUCAGGCAGCAUCAACAUUUCAUUUGGUUUGGCUUUCACAACAGAAGGAGAGCUCAUCCAGUGCCCUGCUACUGCUACACUCCAGAGCUUUAAAGGAAGAGUUGUUGUAAUUGUAGGACAUGUGGUGAAGAACACAGCUGCUUUUGCAGCUCAUCUAGUGAAAAACAAGUAUCCACGGGUCUGCAUUCUGGAUGGAGGCAUAAACAAGAUAAAGCCCACUGGUUUACUGACAGUUCCUUCCCCACAAAUAUGAGCAACUACAGAUGUUGUGAAAAUCAAUUUAAAGAUUGCUGUUUCUAUACACAGCAUAUGAACAUUGUCAACCAUAAGGGCAUUAU